Molecule: messenger RNA, 3180 nt
Organism: Sardina pilchardus (European sardine)
Lineage: Eukaryota; Metazoa; Chordata; Actinopteri; Clupeiformes; Clupeidae
Gene: l3mbtl2
Product: L3MBTL histone methyl-lysine binding protein 2
Exons: 18
Coding region: 135-2696 (853 amino acids)
Biological process (GO): negative regulation of DNA-templated transcription
Cellular component (GO): nucleus
Molecular function (GO): zinc ion binding; chromatin binding
Source: RefSeq, a predicted model, not a curated record
GUGUGCUCAAACUGGUACCACUUGGCGGCGAUGUUGAGCCAUGUGUGUUACGGUCUUGCGAGUUUCAAAAUAGUCGAAGAAGAAAUUGGAACAUUUUCGAGUGGUGGAUGAGCAUCCAGCAUUAGGCGAAGACCAUGCCGAACCGCUGUUGUGCAUAUGGCUGUGGAAAGUCCUACGAUCAGAAUGUGACGCUCUUCCGCUUCCCCAAAGACCCUGAGGACUUUCAGAAAUGGGAGAAGCAGGUUCAGAGGACCCGCAGCAACUGGGUCGCCAAAGCCUUCUCCCACCUGUGCAACGAGCACUUUGGCAAGGACUGCUUCGAAUCCAGACCCAACUACAUCAACAAGACCAUAGGAAACAAAGGCCUGAAGCUGAAAGAGGGGGCCGUGCCGACCGUGUUCAUCCGCCCCUUGUGCAGGUCCUGUGGGGGCCGUGGCUCAGGCUGCCCUGUCUGCACCUCCAGAGGGAAGCGCCAGGGUCUGUGGAUUCAGCCAAGGGAUUGCGGCACGGUGUGUAACACCAACAGAGAGGAUGAUGCGCCCAAAUGGGCUCCUCCUUAUGGUAGUUCAGAGGAGGAGGAGGAGGAAGAGGAGGAGGAGGAGGAUGAAGGUGAAGAUGACAUGGAGGAUGAGGAGGGAAUGGAGCCAUUUGAUGAAAAAGACAAAGAUCUUCCUGCUGUCUGUGAGAUGUGUGGGAACUCAGGCAUCAAAGGUGACUUCUACUCCAAAACCAAGCGAUUCUGCAGUGUCUCCUGCUCACGGUCCUUUUCUUCCAACUCUAAAAAGUCCUCCAUUUUGGCUCGACUACAGGGAAAACCGCCCACAAAGAAAGCCACAGUGUUGAACAAGAGUGGUUUUACAGGUGUCCUCCAAACACAGCCUGUGGUGCCCCUACAGGAUGCUCCAGCCCUUGGGAAAGAUACAGCAACACAGAAUUUUGAUUGGGGUGGUUAUCUGGACAAACACAACAGUCCUGCAGCAUCAGUGUCCUCCUUUAGACAUGUUCCUCUCUCAGACAAGUGGGACGACAUCAGAGAGGGUAUUAAAGUGGAGAUUGUCAACCACAAGGCUACUUUACACGGAAAGGUCUAUUGGAUCGCCACCGUUAUCAAACUAUCAGGUUAUAAUGUUAAGCUUCGCUUUGAGGGCUUUGAAGAGGACAGCAGCCAGGACUUCUGGUGUAACCUGGGCAACGCAGAUAUCCACCCAAUUGGCUGGUGUGCCGUAAACAGCAAGCUACUCGUGCCUCCACCCUCGCUCCAUCAGCAGCUGGCGGACUGGAAGACCUAUCUGAUGAAGAGGCUGGUGGGAGCCCUCACACUGCCUGUGGACUUCCACAUCACGUUGGCGGAGGCGAUGCGAUGCCCCUUCCGCCAGGGAAUGCGCGUAGAGGUGGUGGACCGGGGGCUGGUGAGCCGGACGAGGCUGGCGAUGGUGGACACGGUGGUCGGGGGUCGACUACGGCUGCUGUACGUGGUGGGCGGCCAGGUGGCCAAAGACCAGGAGUUUGCAGACUUCUGGUGCCACAUAUACAGCCCUCUGGUGCACCCAGUAGGCUGGUCCUACAGUGUGGGACACCUCAUCAAGGACUCAGGAUAUCCUGAGCAGUCACCAGCACUCAGCAAGUUGUCUUUUGAAAGUUUCCCUAGUUUAUUCAAGAAGCCCAGGACCGUGUACAUGGAGGGUGGCUUUUUUAAGGAGGGGAUGAAGCUGGAGGCCAUUGACCCUCUGAAUCUGGGGAACAUCUGUGUCGCAACCGUGCGGAAGGUGCUUCUGGAUGGCUACAUCAUGGUGGGCAUUGAUGGUGUCGAGAUCGGCGAUGGCUCUGAUUGGUUCUGCUACCAUGCCAGUUCGCAUGCCGUCUUGCCCACGGGAUACUGUGAUAAGAACAACAUCCCCCUCACUGUUCCUCCUGGUCAAGACUCUUCAACUUUCACUUGGGAUAAAUAUCUGGCAGAAUCGCAUGCAAUAGCUGCUCCUAAAAGGCUUUUCAACACGGAUGAGGUGGGCCACGGUUACAUCCCUGGCAUGAAGCUGGAGGCCGUGGACCUGAUGGAGCCGCGGCUGGUGUGCGUGGCCACCGUCGAGCGCUGCGUGGGACGCCUGCUGCUGCUGCACUUCGACGGCUGGGAGUCCGAGUUUGACCAGUGGGUGGACUGUGAGUCUCCGGAUAUCUACCCAGUCGGCUGGUGCGAGCUCCACGCUUACCAGCUUCAGCCACCUAUCAGUCAAGAACCUUCACAGGGGCAGGAGCGCAAGAAGACUAUUAGACCAUACUCAGGAAAAAAGAGUAAGUCUGCGCCAGGGAAAAGGAUCAUGAAAAGGAAGAGUAGCUCCACCACGCCACCCAAACAGUCCCAGAGGCAGGACGAUGCGCCUUCUUCAGACAAGCAGGACGAGUCAGCCGACCAGAUUAUGGAGGACCCAUCCUCAGACAGGCAGGAGGCAGCCGACCAGACUAUGGAGGACCCAUCCUCAGACCAGCAGGAGGCAUUCAACCAGGUUAUAAAGCUGAAGACUGAACCAGAGGAGGAGCCAACAGAGGAGAUAAUUGCUGUGCAGGUGAAAGUGGAGGAAGUGGAAGCGGAGAUGCCCAUCACUUCCUGCCUGUCGGAUACCGAGAGGGACACCCCAGAACCAUCAGUGGCGGACGUCAAGAGGGAGAUGGACGAGACACAAGACGAGGGAGCCGUGUGACCCCCCCCCCCCCCCCCCCUUCUGUGACCAGAACUCUGUGUAGUAGACAUCCUCGGGUGUUUCAGGACUAUGGCAAAGUUAUUAGUUGUGUUGCCUGCAUUUAGGCACUUCAGGGCAGAUGCGCAGUCAUUCGUCUUUUCAUGAUGGCCACCGUACAGACAUGUGCACACAGUGAGGAAAACCAAAAUGAUUCACGUCAUCCGUACAAAGUGGUCGUUGAGCUCACGUUUCCCCCCCGUUCCAGCUCCACUCAGAUGAGCCCUGCCUAUUAUUGUAUGUGGGCUGAGUAAGCCGCUCGGUGAUUUGUUACUUCUCCAUUCAUGGCAGUCUGUAUUACAGCUGUGAGAUGCCACUGGUUACAAUAGAGCAAGGAGUGCUCUAUUACAGGAUGUAUUAUUACUUUUGUUGAAACUUUCAGUUACAGUAUCUGUUUUACGGUUGCGUAGAAGAUAAAUCACAUUAAAGUGAACUUUGUGUAACUCUU